CCUCCACGAUUGCUUAUUCCCGAUCGCGUUGUCCAAGUAUAUAAGUCGUCAUUAUAUCUCCUCACCGUCGUCUCCAAAUUGACUGUGAUCUCGUGUGCGAUUCUACAUUAUUUCAUAUUGACUCCGGCUGUUUCGGUUGAGUCUAUAUAAUCUUUAUUUACAUUAGCAAACUAUUUAUUGCAAAAUCAUGGCGUCCAAGUUCUACGCAGUCAUCGUCGGAGCUGGCGGAGGCACAGGUGGUUCUGUAGCAGCCAGGUUCGCAAAGGAGUACCCAGUCGUGCUCCUGGCGCGAACAGCCGCGACCUACGAGGGCAGUGUAAAGGCAAUCAACGAGGCAGGCGGCAAAGCCAUCGGUAUCAACGCCGACGCAACAGACCGGGCCUCUCUGGACGCCGCCUUUGAGGCCAUCGCCAAGGAACUGCCAGACCACAAGCUCGCUGCCGCUAUCUACAACGCCUCGGCAGGUCUCAAGCCUACGCCUUUCGUCGAGAUUGACCCCCAAGUUCUCGAGGGCAGCAUCGAUGUGAACAUCCGAGGCUUCUUCAACUUCGCACAAAAGACUCUCCCAUUACUCGAGGACGCCGUGAGCUCCUCUCCACACCCGCCCUCGCUCAUCGUGACGGGCGCGACAGCCUCGGUGAAGGGAUCCGCCAAAUUCUCUACCUUCGCCGCAGGAAAGUGGGCAAAGAGGGCGCUGGCGCAGUCCAUUGCCCGCGAGUACGGGCCUAAAGGCGUGCACGUUGCGCAUGCCGUCAUCGACGGCGUCAUCACGGGGCCCCGGACCGAGGCGUACACUGGUGUCAACGGCGGUGCGCCCGACGGCAAGAUCAGCGCUGAUUCGAUUGCUGAGACAUAUUGGAGCUUGCACACGCAGCAUCGCUCGGGAUUCACCUGGGAGGUCGAUAUUCGACCCUAUGUUGAGAAGUGGUAAAAGAUGGAAUGAUGCAUGAAUAGUCCUAAUGAAUAUUUGAUAAUGAUUAAGUUUAUCCACAGGAGUAUAUCUCUUACUCCCAGCCAGUGAAUCGCGAUGUCAUAAGACCUGGCGAGACGCUUUAACAGUCUUCCCUGGGAUACUCCGUGUCGCACUCACUGUACAGC
Messenger RNA from Xylaria bambusicola, 1098 nucleotides. RefSeq lists its product as uncharacterized. The transcript is spliced from 4 exons. Bases 188 to 931 code for a protein of 247 amino acids. NCBI's taxonomy places the organism in Eukaryota, Fungi, Ascomycota, Sordariomycetes, Xylariales, Xylariaceae. The record is from RefSeq and is a predicted model, not a curated record.